AUGCACCUUGCCAGUUUGGUCAGCUCCUGCUCCCUCCUACUGCUACUGGGGGCCCUUCCUGGAUGGGCGGCCAAUGAUGACCCCAUUGAGAAGGUCAUUGAAGGAAUCAACCGAGGGCUGAGCAAUGCAGAGAGAGAGGUGGGCAAGGCCCUGGAAGGCAUCAAUAAUGGAAUCACUCACGCUGGAAGGGAAGUGGAAAAAGUUUUUAAUGGACUUAGCCACGUGGGGAGCCAGGCCGGCAAGGAACUGGACAAAGGCGUCCAGGGGCUCAACAACGGCUUGGACAAGGUAGCCCAUGGGAUCAACAGUGGCACCGGACAAGCAGGAAAGGAGGCAGAGAAGUUUGCCCAUGGGGUCAACAAUGCUGCUGGACAGGUUGGGAAGGAGGCAGACAAAGUGAUUCAGGGGGUCCAUCAUGGGGUCAACCAGGUGGGAAGUGAGGCAGGGAGGUUUGGCCAGGGGGUCCACCAUGCUGCGGGGCAGGCUGGGAACGAGGCGGGGAGGUUUGGCCAGGGCGUCCACCAUGCUGCGGGGCAGGCUGGGAACGAGGCGGGGAGGUUUGGCCAGGGGGUCCACCAUGCUGCCGGGCAGGCUGGGAACGAGGCAGAGAAGUUUGGUCAGGGGGUCCAUCAUGGGGUUAACCAGGCUGGGAAGGAGGUGGAGAAGUUUGGACAGGGGAUCCACCAUGCUACUGGGCAGGCUGGGAACGAGGCAGAGAAGUUUGGCCAUGGGGUCCAUCAUGGGGUUAACCAGGCUGGGAAGGAGGCAGAGAAGUUUGGUCAGGGGAUCCAUCACGGGGUUAACCAGGUUGGGAAGGAGGCAGAGAAGUUUGGUCAGGGGAUCCAUCACGGGGUUAACCAGGCUGGGAAGGAGGCAGAGAAGUUUGGUCAGGGGAUCCAUCACGGGGUUAACCAGGCUGGGAAGGAGGCGGAGAAGUUUGGCCAGGGGAUCCACCACACUGCUGGGCAGGCUGGGAAGGAGGGAGACAAAAUAGUCCAAGGGGUCCACCACGGAGUUAACCAGGCUGGGAAGGAGGCGGAGAAGUUUGGCCAGGGAAUCCACCAUGCUGGUGGGCAGGCUGGGAAAGAGGGAGAAAAAAUAAUCCAAGGGGUCCAUCAUGGGGUUAACCAGGCUGGGAAGGAGGCGGAGAAAUUUGGUCAGGGGAUCCACCACGCUGCUGGGCAGGCUGGGAAGGAGGGAGACAAAAUAGCCCAAGGGGUCCACCACGGAGUUAACCAGGCUGGGAAGGAGGUAGAGAAAUUUGGCCAUGAUGUUCAUUAUGCUGCAGGGAAGGCUGGGGAAGAGGGAGACAAAAUAGUCCAAGGGAUCCAUCCUGGGGUCAACCAGGCUGGGAAGGAGGUGGAGCACUUUGGCCAGGGAGUUCACCAUGCCGUUGAACAGGCCGGAAAGGAGGCAGACAAAGUGGUCCAAGGGGUCCACGAUGGGGUCAACCAGGCCGGGAAGGAGGCAGAGAAAUUUGGCCAAGGGGUCAACCACGCUGCUGGCCAGGCUGGAAAGGAAGCGGAUAAACUUGGCCAAGGUGUCCACCAUGCUGCUGGCCAGGCCGGGAAGGAGGUGGACAGGUUGCAGCAGAAUGUUCAUAAUGGGGUCAACCAAGCCGGCAAGGAGGCCAACCAGCUGCUGAAUGGCACUCACCCAGGCGUUUCCACCGGCCAGCACGGAGGGGGCGCAACCACAACAGUAGCAUCUGGAGCCUCGGUCAACAAGCCCUUCAUCAACAUUCCAGCUCUGUGGAAGAGCAUCGCCAACAUCAUUCCCUAAACUGAUGCACUGGCCUCACUCAGCAGACUGACAUUCCUGUUGUCAUACUAGCUGAAAUGACCCGGAGGAGCUGGGGGCGGGGGGCAGAUUUCCUGAGUCCCGGGAGGGGGCUGUACUGGGGUUUGUGAAUAAAUAUGACACGUUAUACUCUCA
Callorhinus ursinus (northern fur seal) is the source of this 1935-nucleotide messenger RNA. RefSeq names its product suprabasin (gene SBSN). NCBI's taxonomy places the organism in Eukaryota, Metazoa, Chordata, Mammalia, Carnivora, Otariidae. The record is from RefSeq and is a predicted model, not a curated record.